Messenger RNA from Suillus discolor, 1018 nucleotides. RefSeq lists its product as uncharacterized. The coding region runs from base 97 to 867 and encodes 256 amino acids. Lineage: Eukaryota; Fungi; Basidiomycota; Agaricomycetes; Boletales; Suillaceae. The transcript is spliced from 6 exons. Gene Ontology annotation, cellular component: cytoplasm. The record is from RefSeq and is a predicted model, not a curated record.
GUCAAACUCGGCUGACUCGGUUGGCGGUCCGCGGAAUCGCUGGUAGAUCAGAGCAUAUCCACCACCGUCUUUGAAUUGUCUGGAGUCGUGGCUUAGAUGGCCGAAAUUCAGACCAAGGUUAUCCUUGUAGGCUUAGGUGGUGCCACUUGCUCAGGAAAGACUACUCUAGCGAAGCAUCUGAAGAACAUACUGCCCAAUAGUGUCAUUGUGCAUCAGGAUGAUUUUGCUCCACCUGAGGAACUACUCCCCAUAAAGCAUGGCUACCAGGAUUGGGAUGCUCCAGAUUGCGCAAUUGACUACCCACGACUUUCCAAAUUUUUGAAGCACGUGAAAGACACAGGAUGCAUACCAGAUGAUCAUAGAAGCCAUGAUCAUUUGAACAAGCACACGGAUUUACCUAUAGAAGCAGAGUGUCAACGCCGUCUGGCUGAGAACUUCAGAGUUAUCCAAGAUCAAGUCAAGGAGAGCGAUCACAUCAAUAUAGUGUGGGGCUUGGUGGACGGGUUUCUGUUGUAUUGGAAUCAGGAAGUCACAGAACAGCUAGAUAUGCGCUUCUUACUCCGUCUUCCACUCAAGACAUUGGAGGGCCGAAGGAGAGCGCGGCAGGUUUACAUCACAGCAAAGGGGGACGCAUGGGUAGAUCCUCCUGACUACUGGGAGACGAUCGUGCUCCCUGCAUACCUAGACGCACACCGCGAAAUAUUCGAGGGUGGUGAUGUUGAGAAUGGGGGCUUGACAAAUAAGGUGGAAGGUCUUGUUUUAAUCGAGCCUGAGAAAGAGGACAAAGAGAUGAGCAUGACGGAUAUUGUUGAAAGGUGCUGCCAAGAGUUAUAUCAGCUUGUCAAGGCGGAGCAAGUAGGGAGUUAAAGCAUAGACUGCGGUCUCAUUAUCGGGUGUUUUUUUACAGUGUACCACAGAUCAUGCGAUAGAAUUUUAGAUGAUUCCCCUCCACGAUUGGUACAACAGAUAAUUUUGUUUGUGAAAGAGGAACACCGGGAUAGGUUUCCGGAAGGAUAAA